Messenger RNA from Elgaria multicarinata webbii, 804 nucleotides. It is a transcript of the gene CFAP299, whose product is annotated as cilia and flagella associated protein 299. The record is from RefSeq and is a predicted model, not a curated record. Bases 1 to 711 code for a protein of 236 amino acids. The transcript is spliced from 6 exons. NCBI's taxonomy places the organism in Eukaryota, Metazoa, Chordata, Lepidosauria, Squamata, Anguidae.
AUGGCGGGCAUGGAGGGAGACGACGCCGGGGCCGCCUUGGACCAAAUCGUUACCCAGUUUAACACCUACGAGGAUUAUCUGGAUUCGCAGAUCACCACGCAGGACCUCUACUACUUGGAGAAUGAAGACAUGGCUCGCCAGCUGGUGGAGCUGGGCUUCCGGGGAAGCGGAGAAGUGCUGAAAAGGGAAGAUUUCGUAGCGAGGAAACUCGCUGCUGAGGCUUCAAGGCUCUCAGAAAGACACCAGCAAAAAAUUCUAUCAAGUGCAGGAAAAGAACUGAAAGACAACUUUCUAAAGGCGUUGGCAGAGAGGGAGGAAGCCAAUCGUAGCGGGAAAAUGUCUUCCAUAAUCUUCAUUCGGGAUAGAAAUGCCCGUGGUCAGGAGGUAUCUGCAUAUAUUGACUAUGCACACCGGUUGAAGGUGGAUGAAUUUGACGUCUAUUUCAGUGGCAAGAAGAAGAUUUUCCCCAGGCGCACAGAUCUGAGUUUCUACAACUGGGAUAGGAACAUCUGCUGCUUGAAUUCAAGUCCAAAUUACCAUGUGAUUGCAGAAAACGUUUGCGGCUUACUCUUCAAGAACAAGGCUGACCGGAAGAUCAUUAAUGUGGACCCCAAGGUUUUUCCGGGAGACAACACGACACGGACCCCGGUCGAAACGGACCUCUAUCUGCAAGUGGUUAUCUACGACCACGUCCUCAGAAGAAAGCUCUAACCAUCGUUUCUUUGUGGAACAAACGCCCCAGAAGUGUUUAGUGUGUGUAAUAGGGGUGAAUUGAGGGUGCAGUUUUCCAUGGGCCAAAUUGAC